AAAUCGUUUCUCCUGUGGGCGUCAGCUAGUUCAAAUAUUGCGACAUAGUUUGUGCAUUAUGUAAAUUUAUAUAAUAAACUUUAUUUUUAGAUGUUGCAGUCCUAAUUUCACAACUACUUCUUGGACUACGACUAAUUAAUUUUACUUUUACUUGUCUUAUAUUUAUAUAUUAUAUAUUAUAUAGUACAUAGUCAGGAUCAUAAUUUAUAUUAUAAGCCUCAGUGAAGUGAAGUCAGAAAAGUAAGAAGGCCAAGACCUAUACCGUGUACUAAUUAAUUAAGUAUCUUAAAGCACUUAAUUAAAGCUUUACAUUUAUUUAUAUAAUUAGAUUUAUUUUUAAUAUUGUUUGUGUUAUUAGUGUUAUAUUAUAUAUAUUAUUUGUGGAGUGGAAUGUAAUUAUCUAUUCUCACUUGACCUAUAUAUUAUAUAUAUAAUAAUAUAUAAUCAAUUAAACUAUAGUUAUAGGUAAUGAAAUUCAUACAUUCAGUUCAAAUUGACAUAAUGUCUGUAAAGUCUUUUACAUUUUUUUGUACUCAGUUGUAAAUUAUUUGACAUAUUAAUUAUUAAUAUUUCAAAUAAUAAUAGGUCCAAGAAAUAACAACCAUUCAUCAAAGUGCCAUGUAUUAUCAGGUGAGUUCAUUCAACAUAUUUUCGACCUAUUUAAAUAUGCCAUGUAUAUACAAACAAUUUUUAUUCUACACUAGUAUACUAGUAUUCACAUUCACAGUACUAUUGAACAAAAUUUGUUGAGAGUGUGAAACUAGUGAAAGCAAGUUUUCUAAGAUUUGGGUUCCCUUCUAGAUGUUGCCAAUAAAGAAAAAAAAUAAAGUAUAAAAUCAGUAGGCCUCUACUCAGGUACCGGUACUGUAGAUUAUAAUUACUCACUUAUGUCUGGGGUGGCACCUGUUGAGAUGUUACGGUUCUCACAUGUUGAGACCUGCUGGCUCACACUUUCUCUCCAUUUCUAUCCCUCUUGAAAUAUUACAUUCUGGAUGGACCUCCACUGUUACGGAUGGGUUGGUUCCCCUUUACAGGGAGUUCUAUAUCUCUCUAUAGAAUAUCUAUCCCCGAGAGUACACUGUAACAACAGACUGAAUAUAGAUCAUACUCUUUAGAUUCUCCUUGUGAUCAAACACCACCGCACUCAACUUACAUACCCUGACACUCUCACAGGCUCAAACAAACUUACAUUAAUCUGUAUAACUAAUUUAUCUAAUGAUUGGAUAACACUUGUCAUUCAGCCCAUGAAUAUUCAUUUCAGUCAUGAAAUAUAGCACAGAGAGGCUUUAACCCUAUUUAACUAGGAGCCCUCUAUAUCAUACAUCAUUUCUGAAGUCCAUUUUAUGCUAUACAAAAAUGUACCUUUUUCUUAUUAGCAAAUUUAAAUAUCAUUGAUGUAAUAUAUACUCUGUUACAAAUGGGUGAUCUUAUGAAAAAAUUAUUUCCAAUUUCUUUGCAGUCAAACUACCCUCCUUACCACCCAGGAGAUUCAUCCUACCCUCCACAGUAUCCAAACUCAGGGCCGCCCCCACCACCCAUGGCUACGCAUGCAUACACUUCCUAUAAUGUCAAUCAGUACCAAGGUUUGUCAUUUUUAGGCAUCUUUAAAAAUAAAUUUCUUGUAUGCACUAAUGGACAGCUACUUUUUGGCAAAUGUAGAGGAAACCAUAAUGAGGUAUGCUUUGGCUACAACUUCCAAUUCAUUAUUAUUUUUAAUUUUUAAACAUAUUUUUUUUAAAUGAAUGUUUAUUUUGAUUUUUGAAUCCCCUCAGGGCAUAAUCAAUGUUAAUUACGGUACAUUGUUUAUUUUACUUUGAUAGCAUUCAAGUGUUCAUUUAUUUUCCUUUUUACAAAAAUCAAAACCUCUCAUUUCCCAUAAUUUUUAUGCAAACCUGUGCUCAUUAAUCUGCAAAUUUCAUGUUAAAGUCUAUUAAAUAAAAACAGUUGAGCAAAAAUUAUGUAUCUAAGGUAAUGUCAUUUAAUAUUCAUUUUUUGUUUAAAAGUGAUUGUGUGUAAUUCCCAAAUAAUUUUGCAUUACCUCAAAUUGGUAGAAAACUGGUGUCUCAAAAUAAUUAUAAACAUUAAAUUUUUUUUUAAAAAUUAUUUUUACUUGUUAAGAGCCUGAUUGUACAUACCGGUACCAUAAUAAUAAAUUUUAUAAGUAUUUAUACUUGUCAUAAAAUAGUAGUUUAAUUAUCUGCUUCAUUAUUAUCAAAGUGUAGAUAAUUUGAUAAACUGCUGUCAUUGCCAUUGGAAAAAAAGCUUUACCUUGUUACCGGUAUUCAGAGAUGUUUACUUUUAAUUAAAGAAUGAUUAUGCUGAAAAAUAGUAAGUUUUCAUGCCCACAUAAGUUCUGUGAACUUAAAGAAUUUUAAGUUAUGGAUGAAUCUAAUCAAGUAUGCUUUUAAUGAUAUUGGUUAAUGAUAUGUGUGAAAUCUUAGCUUAAUAUACUCAUAUAUUCUAUCUUUACUAUUGUAAUCUAUCUACUGUUUAUUGUGGCAGUUCCUACUGCUGGCUAUAGCUAUUACCAGCCACCUGGUACUGUCCCUGGAUACAACACAGUCCCAGUGGUCCAACAGCUACAUCAGCAAUCCGUGCAGAUGUCUCAGCAGGUAAACAAGAUCUUUGGAACAACUAUUAGAAAUUGUAAACAAGAAACUGAGCCUGUGGGGUUGAAAAAUACAUGUCAUUCUUAAUUUGAGAUACCGGUAUUUACUUAUAGAAAAUCCAAGUGUUUUUGUUGUUUUUUUUAUUUGGCAGCACUUAUCAUUAAAAUAUUCAACUGAGAAAAAUUAUUUGACAAUGCAUUCAAAAAUAAAAUGAGUCACUUCAUUAAUUAUCUUUUUGAAUGUAUUAAUAUUGUAAGACAUUGACAUAAAUAAAGAACCUGCAAUCUUUUCAACAAUUCAUGUUUAUUUACAUCCUUAAUUUAUGUGUUAUUAUACCGGUACUUGAAAUGUGGGUUAUAUAUAUUAAAUUAAAUCAGUAAUGAUUUCUGUAAGAGUACAGAAGGGGCAACCUUCCCCUCUUAGAGCCAUUCUACAAGGUGUUUCUCUAUGUGCUAGAUCAAAGAAAAUGCAAAUAUUUCAGCAAGUUAUAAACAUAUGAUUAUGAAACAUACAUAAAAAAGAAAAUGAGACACUGGAAAAGGUGGGAAGGAAAUCCUGAUCCAUCUGGAUAACAACAGGCCACUGGCGUUUGUCACCUAGCACCAAGUUAUGUGCUGCCCUGUCUACAGUGCUUCUAGCAUGACAAAAUAUUGUGUCAGUGUUGCACAAUGGGGAAGGAUAAUAGUGUACACAGCAGAGAUCCAUUUAUAUGUUUUUGUAUGUAGUCCUAUAUAUAUAAUUUACAAUCUAAUGAACGGUCUUUAAGAUUUUUGGCUUUUUGUAGGGGUUUCACCAAGAGUAUCAUGCUGUAAGUGGCACCUUUUUUGGCAAAAAUUAUGCAUGCAUUAACAAUAGGGGCAUUUCAUCAAGGUCUUGCUUCUCAUAAUCCUUAAACAACCUUAACUAUUAAUUAACAAAUAUUGUUAUUCUUGAAAGGUUUUACCAGUUAAUAUUUUAUUUGUAUCAUUUUACCACAGACUCCUCAAGUGAUGGACAUGCCAACAUCUACUUACUUGAAAAGUAUGGAUGCCCACUUGUACCAGUAUCAGGUGCAGAAGCAAUUGGAACUAAUGACGGUUUGUAUUUUCAAUGAAAUCUUUACUUUAGAAUUACUGGUUUUUAAGGGUCUGACCCUUAGAGAAAUUCAAUUACAUUAGCUUGCUAACAAAAUAAAAUUGAAUACCCGGUAUCUUGAAUUUGUGUAAGUUUGAAUCACAAAUAUUUAAGCUGUUAAAAUUUAGCUUAAUUAUCUAAUUCCAUUCGAUGUCAUCUUUGUUAAGUUUAAUUUUCAUUUAGAGAUAUAUAUUUUCCUAAUCAGAAAAUGGAAGAAAUGAUCAGACAAGGUCAGGUAAGUGAAUAAAUGAUUUACAUAUCUCCUUACUUAAAGUCAGAUCUCUAAAUUUUUAUAUUACAAAUAUUCUAAAACAUUACCUUUAGAACUUCAUUUAAUCUUUAUACAGGCUUCUAAAAUAUGUAUUUAAAUCUUCAGAUGGAUCAGUAAGUUGAGAAAAAUCUGGUAAUAAAUUAGUCGACUUUCAAGUUACAAUAUCAAAGACUAUUGGUUAAUGAUUUGUUAAUGACCUAAUUAUCAGCUCAGUCUAAAUAAAUUAGUUAUAAAAAAUGUGGGAAGCAGGUUAGACCAUAUUUGGGACUAGAAUGCAAGUACCGUAAAUAAAUAUUGAAUUUUAUUACUUUGUUGUUAAAAAAAAUUAUUAUUUAUUGCCUUCACAGAAUAUCAGUGAGAAGAAACCUGAAGAAAUUUUAGCAAAGAUUGAAACCCCGGAACCAGUUCAGCCUUCAAAAGCCCUAGUAAAUAAUAUAUUUUUGCUAUUUUUAGAUCUUGUCACUGUAAAAUACAUAUGCUUACUAUUUUUCUGCAAUUUAUUUUGUACAUAAUUGAUAUACCAAAUUGUUUAGCUCAGUUUUUUAUGUAUGAAAUACAUCAUAUUUUUAUUUAAUAAAUUUAUAGUUAUAAUAUUUUUCCUUCAAAGCAGUUUCCUUAUUCAGUCUCGGCAUGAUCUAUAUAUAAAUGGAUGAUAAUUUUAUUGAUUUAUCAACUAGAUAUGUCCUAUUGUUGAAAAAUAGCAAUUACAUAUCCUUAAUGAAGAUAUUUUAAAUAUAUUCAUUUAUUUUACAAACGUAGCAAUUUCUUUUUUAAGAUUAUGUAAUUCCUCACAUGCAUCCAAUGUACUAUAUUAAUAUCUGUAGAUGUCUAUGUAUGAUAUAAUUUUUUUUUACAUUUAAAUUUUAUUUGACACCCAAAAACAUUAUUUCUUGAUGACCAGAGCCUAUCUGAAGAAGAAAUAAAACAGACGCUGAAAGAAGAAAUGAAACGUGUAUUUGUAGUUGAGCUGAUGCGCCGUCAGAAAGUAUCAGGUACAUUUGACAUGACCGAAGGGACAGUAAAGCCUUUCAAGAAAUAUGACAAUGGUGACCCAGUUGCUGAAUGGUACCUUAAGAACAGAGGUCAGAAUGUGACAGGCAAGCCCUGGGAUCCAGAAUGUGAUUGUGAAUACCUACGGGCCGCUAUGAAAGGCUUAGGUAGGACUAAUAAUUUUUAUAAAUAAUUUAUUGCAGUUACCUUGACAGACACAUAAAACAUUAAUGAGUAGAAACUAUUGAAGGCUGAAAAACAAGUUAUAUUAACAUAUUAGGUGUUGGCAGCAUAUUGCAAUGCAGGCAUUUUUUUCUGUUGUUUAAAAUAACAUUUUACAAUUUGUGAGAACAUGUUACGUGAUUUUAAUACAUUUUUAUGGAAAUGUUCUCCCUUAUAAUUUUUAACUCUAUAGGCACCAAUGAUGAUGCUCUUAUUCAUGUGGUCUCUACCAGAUGUAACCAACAACGGCAGGAACUGAAAGAUAUGUUUAAAACCCUUUAUGGAAGGGUAGGUCCAUUUAUAAUUCCCAAUGCCAAAUAGUAUUCACAAUGUAUUUACAAUUAAAAGAAAAGAACCCAGUUCAAUAAAAGAAUGUUUAAAAUGCAUGAUUUGAUUAAUUCAUUAAUGAAAAUCAACAUGUAGUACUUGAAAUAUGAGCAAAUAGCUGGCUGAAUUACGUUUUUUUUUUUUCUUCUACUAUUCAUGCAGGAUCUUAUCAAUGACAUUAAAAGUGAGCUAAGUGGAGACUACAAGGAGCUGGUGAUGGCAUUGUUUGUCUCCCCAGCUGAAUAUGAUGCUUGGUGCAUCAAAGAGGCUAUUUAUGUAAGAGCAUUUUUUUAAAAUGUGAAUUACCAAUACAAUAUUUAAAUAGAGAUAUCUACUUUAAAAAAAUCUCUAAUUUUCUGAACAUUAAUCUAAAAUCAGCAAGAAUCUGACAUAUCUUUUAACUAGAGCUGGGGUUGAAUGGGUUAUAUCUUGUUAUGCUCAUUCAUUUUAAGUGAGACUAUAUUUGGGUUUAUUGUUUACACUAUAAAUGCCAACCUCCUAUAGUACGGUACAAAAAUGAAAAAAAUCCUAUAAGCCAAUAAAAUCAACUAUUUUUUCAGCCAUUUAAUUUGAAAGCUACUAAUUUGGUUUUUAUUAAUGGCACUAAGUCAUAUUUUGAAUAAUCUCCACAAUCACUAUUCAUGCAAAGAGUGAUGCACCCCCAAGACCUUGGACUUUAUAAAUUCUAUGUAUGGUUCAUGUCAGUCAUUAUUUUGGUGUUAAAUUUGAGAGUUCUUUGAAAAUUGUUUAAAAAUUCAAUAAUAAUAUUGAAAGCAAACUAUUACAAUUUUGCUAAUAGCACAAUAAUUCUUCACAUUUUUUAAAAAAUGAAUGAAGGAGUCCUAAAACUUUUAUUUAGGUUAUAAUUCUUAAAAUUCACCUUUGAUUGAGAAGUUGCUUGGCUGUGCUGUCAACACAUGUGUCGUUCAAUACUAGAGGGUUAUGCUAGUGGGUCAAAAUUCACUCCCCAUCUCAAGCCAUAAAAUUAUAAUAUAAUUAUUUUUCUCUAACAAAAAUUCCCCCCCCCCCAACCAUUAUAAUAUAAUUAUUUUUCUCUAACAAAAAUCUCCCCCCCACCACCAUUAAAAAUAAAUAAUAAUAAAUAUUGAGUAACUGUACUGUUUUCUUUCCCAUAUUAAAUUAAAAUUUUUAAAUCUUUAAAUUUUUUUACCUGGAGAAAUUCAAAAGGCAGAUGGUUUGGGGGAGGGGGGGGGGGGAUUUUUCCCCAUUGAACUCAGAUUGGAAGUAACUUCUUCUUCACCCCUCCUCGUGUAGACACCCCUGUCCUACGCUGCCCAAGUGUUACUGUACAUGGUAACUAAUAAUGUAAGAUAUUCAUAUAAAUUUUAAAAAGCAGUGGCUUUAAUGACUAAUUUUUUAAAAAUAUACAACGCUUAAUUAUUAACUGGUUACCAAAAUUUUCUUGUAGGGUUUGGGUACAGAUGAACAGGCCCUGGUGGAGAUACUAAUGACAAGGACAAAUGACCAAAUCAAGGAAAUCAGAGCUGCUUAUCCUAAAGGUCAGAUAAUUUUUUUUUUAAAUCAUCUAUUGGCAAUGCCAAUUGAGUAAUUUUAGCUCCAAAGCUGUCUGUUUGAGAGUCUGUGUAAACAGAAGUAAAAAGUUUUCCAAAAGCAUUUUUAAUGAAAGUAUGCAUUUGAUUGACAAGCUUAUCUCAAUACACUAAUGAUGAAAUAUUAAUGAUGAUAUUUUUAGACUUUCAUCUGCUGUUUGCUAACAUCUGUUAAUUAUGCCUUACAAUCAGUUGUUCACAAGAACCGAGUUGCCAAAGAUACCCAGUUUGAAAAAGACAUCAGAGAUGACACAAGUGGAGAUUUCAAGCGACUCCUUAUUUCAGCGUCAAUGGUUGGUGUAUUUGGUUUCUUUUAUUCAUUACAAUAUAUAAAUAUUAUCCUAAAUAAGUAUUUUAUUGUAAUUUUAACCUAAUAGAUAGCUGAACAUUUUUAUAAACAUUGUUCAAACUAACUAUAGAGUUAUAAAAAAAAAUUUUAUGUUCACCUUUCUUGAUGAGUUUCCCCACAGUCAUUCAUGAUGAUAUUUUUAACUCUGAUUAAUAGGGAAAGCGCUAUGAGAUUCCACAUGACAGGCUGGAGAAAGCUGUACAAGAGAUUAUUAAUCCUCAGGAUGGCAAACCAACUGGUUAGUAUGGGAGAUAAAUCCAUCAAAGCCAGUGAUUUUUUUAUUUUUUCUUAUACAUGAAUAUUGUCAACAUUGUUAAAAAAGAAAUUUCUUUGGGAUUGAGGGUUCAACCAAGUAUGUUACAGAUAUGAUCAAUGUUAUUCAUAUACAUUCUAGUAGAUGAAGUAAAAAUAAGUUUAUUUGAAACACUAAAAUGCCUCAUAGAUUUCACUAGAAAAACGCAGAAAAUUUAGGACAUUUUCCAUCUAGAUGACCAACAAAUUUUUAUCCCUGUUUUCAUUUGUAUUAAUUUGAGAAUCUAUGAUACUUAAUAAUUCUUUGGAUUUGUUAAAUGAAAUCAAAUAAUUUUUUUUUUUAAAUUGAUAUUUAAUGUAUCUUCAGUUUUUACAGUAAAUAACUUUUAAAUAUAUAUUAUAUGCCCUACUUUACAAACAUGUAUGGUCUAUAUUUAUUGUGUUGAAUUUAUUUUAUUUUUUCCUAGACAGUUGUUUACUUAUGCCAUCUCAAUAGUUUCAGUACCAGUACUUUUAUUUAUUGAUCAGUUAUAUAAGGAGAACAAAAUAUUAUGCCCCUUUAAAUAUGAAUGUCAGGCAUGUUUGAGGUAAACUACAGCAAACUAAGUGAUCAGGAAAAAGCUAAAGUUGAGGCCCAACAACUGUACAAGGCAGGGGAGGCGAGAUGGGGGACAGAUGAGGAAACUUUCAAUAGAAUCUUUUCCGCAAGGGACUACUACCAACUGAGGGCAACUUGGGAUGAGUAUGUCAAGGUCAGUGGCUAACAAGUAUAGGAUCUGGCUGAUUAUAUUUUUUAAUUUAACUUAUAGCUUUUUAAAAAGAAAUAAUAAUUAUUAUAAUACUUACAAUUUGUACUAAAAAUAUAGUAUUGAAAUGAAUUGCAAUUACCAUAUAAUUUGGGUUACAAAUUUGCUAUCUUUUAUAUAAAUAGGCCUACAUAUAUUACAAUUUCUUAUUACAAAAAAAAUGAAUAAAAUAUCUGGGUCAUAUUUAGCAGCACAUUUAUUAUUUCCUUUAGAUUACCCAGAGAGACAUUUUAAACAGUGUGGAUAGAGAAACUUCUGGUGACUUCAGAAAAGGUCUGAGAGCAAUAGGUAAGCAAAAAUCAAUUUGUGAUGAUAAUACAAAGGUGUUUUUUUUUCUUCCUUUUCAAUUCUGAAUGUGACCAAUAAUUUGGGCAUAACAUAAUGUUUAUCUUUGUGCUCUACAAUGCAUCUGCAGGUGGAAAUAACGGGGAGGGAUAAAAGGGGAUAAAUAUGUAAUGUCAUGUGGAAUUGAAAUCCUUGGUCUUAAGACAUUAAUUAAAAUCUUGAACUUCUGGAAAUUGAUAACUAAGAUUGUUUCAGCUCAUCAUGACUUCAGUUACCUGGUAAACAAAUUUUCAAAUGAAUAUUUUGUAACUGCUUAAUAAUUUUAAACAAAUGUUGUCAGAUUAAGUAUGUAAUCAAAGUAAAAAAUAAGAAAUGCUGAUUAUUGUUUAAUUGAAUAUAUAUAUAGAUAAUAAUAUACUAUACUUAUCCUCAGUAAUGAAUAUAAGAAGCCGUCCAAUGUUCUUUGCUGAGAAGCUGAGAGAUUCUAUGAAAGGCUUAGGUACCGAUGAACGAACUCUGAUUCGCAUUAUUGUGUCCAGGUCUGAGGUUAGUUUCCUAUUUUUUACUGUUUUUUUAUUGUCUCAUCUAUGGCAAUUUUAACUCAGCUAUUGACAACAAGGAAAUUAAAAAUGUUAACACAGUUCUCCCUAUUCUUAAGUCCUCUACUAAAAAUAUUUCAAUUAUUAAUUUUCCCUAUUGCUUUACCACUGCUUCACUCUGCAAAUUAUUGUUUACAAAUUUAACCUUUUAACUUUAAUUAAAACUAUGUGGUACUUGAAAUUUUUAACAUCCCUUCACCUUUGUGAGACCAAUGAGGUAGCUCCUCUUUGUUUAUUUGCACACCCAACACCCAAAAAGACUGUCCUAUUUUUACCCAUCGCUUUCUUUAAUCUUCAAUUAAAAGACACAACCUGAUGUGAGAAAGAAGAAAUUAACAUGAUUUAAAUAAAUUAAUUAGACUAGGAUGCAAAAACAUCAAGGAAGUUUUACCCCUCAUCAUGAAAAAGGACCCCCCCCCCAACCCCUUUUCUUAUCCCAUUUAAGUAAGUAUUUAUCUUGGCUCCACAGUUCCUAAAAUAUUAACUAUUUCGUUACUGUUUGUCACCCCCCGCCUCCCCCCCCCAAACCUAAAUUCGCACUAUCAAUCCUAGUUAGUCUCUUUAUUUUAAGUUUUUUUUAUUUCAAAUCUUCUGAAAUGAGAAAAUAAAUUGGAACAUACAUUUUGUCAUUCUUACUUGCAUGCAGAUUGACAUGGUCCAGAUCAAAGAAUGUUUCCUCAAACUGACCAAUAAGACCCUGUGGAGGUGGAUCAAAGAGGACACAAGCUUCAACUUUAAGAAACUGUUGCAAGCAAUUGUUGGCAAGAAUUGAAGUCUGAGUUGGAAGAAGUCAGGAAAUUUUGAGCUGUGCUCAAUUUAGAUGCAGAUUUAUAGAUUUUGAAUGACCAAAUUUAUGUUAACUGUCGAUUUUUUUGUUUUCAUUCAUUUCUUAUGAAAACUUUUUUAAUGUGAUAUUUUAUUCUUAUGAAAUUCUUUUUUUCUACCAUUUUAUCCUAGCUUUAGCCAGUAAUUUUACCAUUAUCAAAGGUAUAGAUUAUAUUAUAUAUUAUAUAUGGCAAUCUUCCACCUUCAUGAGACCAUGGAGUAGCUUAUUGACACUUUUAACAUAUGUCUUAUGAGACAGAUAUUGGGAGGGCAGUAUGGCUACACUUCUCUCAGGAGAAUCUUGACUCCUCUACAUGUUUGACUCCCACGUAAACUGCUGUUCACCACCUGGAAAGGUGAUCAGCGAUGAUCCCCCAUUCACCAAUUUCUAUGAUGGCUUCCCUAAUGUUCCUUAAGCAAACGUCCUUAAAGUGCAGCUGCUGCCAUCCAAUAAGUCUUGCCCUCUCUGCCAACUCUCGAUACACCAGAAUCUUUGGAAUGCAACCCUAAUCCUGGAAUACAGCCCUCCUCCAUCCUUUUUAUUGACGGCACUUCUUACUAAGAGUGGAGAACAUGCUGCCCAUGUUAGCACAUUCCCAAACCUCUGUGUUAGGCACUUUGUCCUGCCAUCAAAUUCACAAAAUUAUCCAUCAUAAUUAUAUUUUUUAAAAUCUUUUCAGAUGAUGAUUUUCAAAUAUUACACAAUGUAAAUAACUUGCAUUUUAUUUGCUUUUAAAUCAUUCAUCCAAUGUUGUCAUACUCUCCACACCCAUCUAUCUCUACUAAUCUAUUUCACUGACACUGAACAAAUAUUUUCAUCUGGAAAAUAUAAUGAUUUAUUGGUUUCUAUUACUGGACCAAUAUAAUAAACCAAAAGUUAACUUCCAUAUUUAAAAAAAGAGUUCUACGUUAUAUAAAUCAGUUAUAAAAUCAAUGAUCAAAUCAGUUAUCAAAUCAGUUGUCCCCAAUGGAACAGCCAAAAGCAUAGUUGUUUCUUAGAACGUCCAAUUUUGCUGGAGAAUUUCCAUGAUACUUUUCAUUCAGGUGAUAAACUGUUUUCAACAAAUUUACACUCUGUUCCAACAUUCUACAGAAAAAUUUCGAUCAUGUUUGCCUAAAAGUAGUUCAUACACAUAAGGUUAUUUUACAAAAGCAAUCUUCAUCAACUGUCAUAAUUCAAAUAUAAAGUUUAUAAUGUUGGUAAAUUUAUUUUUCAAUUUUGUGUCCCUUGUUGGACAUCACAUGAAUUAUUUGUCUCUGGAGACUUUUAAAACUUUCUUAGAGUUAACAUUUCAUUUCAGACUUUAUUUUUUUAUCAGAAAUUUCAAAUGACUAAAUUUUAAUCACUAGCGCAAUGAGACAUCCUGUUUUGGAGAUAAUCAGUUUGCUAAUUUCCUUCUCUAGCAGGCGAAUUGUUCAAAAUCACAAUCUGACUGUUGUAUUGUCAAAAUUGUAUUGGGUGAUCUUUUAUUUAUUUAUUUAUUUUUUGACAUUCCAACUAAAUCAGUGGUUUCCAAUCAGUGGUAUGCAUACCCCUGGGGGUGCAUGGCAGACCACUUUAGGGUACGCAAAAAUUAUAUUGAUGAUGGCGGAAAAUGUAAAAAUAGUUUGGUAUUCUUACACCACAUUAAAAAACAAAUUUUAUCCAUCAUCAUAUUUUAAAUAAAACUAAUAAUUUGUUGUUAAAUUCUGAUUUUGAUAGCUUUAAUUGAUUUUUUCUGGAUUUAUCACAAAAUAUUAUUUUGCAAUAUUUACUUUUCAGAUUCAAUUUAGCUUUGUUAUUUGUAAAUAAACUGAAAUAACUUGUAAAAUUGAAAAUAAAAGCCUUCAAAUUGUA
Messenger RNA from Lymnaea stagnalis (great pond snail), 12056 nucleotides. The record is from the annotation of a GenBank genome assembly. Lineage: Eukaryota; Metazoa; Mollusca; Gastropoda; Lymnaeidae.